AUGGCCAGGGACCGCCGCAUCGGCAUCGAAGUGUACGUAGACACCGUGUGUCCGUGGUGCUACAUCGGCAAGAAGAGCCUCGACGAGGCGGUGCGGAGCUACAAGGCCCAGAACAACCCGGACGUCGAGUUCGACAUCGUAUACAAGCCGUUCUAUCUGUCCGCCAAGCCGGAGAGACCAGGCCAGCAGUCCCCCAGCAAGGAGGCGGUCUACCUCUCCCGCCGCACGCCGGAGGACAGGGCGCAGCUGCUCCGGCGCCUCGGGGCCGCCGCGGCGCCGUACGGCACCCGCUGGUCCUGGGCCGGCCGGCUGGGCAGCUCGCGCGCCUCGCACCGCCUGCUCCGGCUCGCGCGCGGCCGCGGCAGCGAUGUCCAGGGCCGGCUGCUGGACGAGAUCUUCCGCGGCGUGUUCGAGGAGGGGCAAGACGUUGCCGACCCGGCGUUUCUCGCCAGAGCGGCGGCGGGGCUAAAUCUCGGUGGAGACGAGGUCAGGAGAUGUCUGCGGGAGCAGGACGCCGGGGUGGACGAGGAGGCGCGGGCGGCGCGGGAAGAUGACGAAAUCAGCACGGUACCUACGUUUGUCGUGCAGGGACGGUGGCGGGUGGGAGGUAUGCAGGGCAAGGAGGUGUUUGCGAGGUUGUUUGACAAGGCAAUAAAAGCUCAGUUGAAGACGAGUAGGAUGUAG
This is a messenger RNA of Thyridium curvatum, 684 nucleotides long. RefSeq lists its product as uncharacterized. Bases 1 to 684 code for a protein of 227 amino acids. NCBI's taxonomy places the organism in Eukaryota, Fungi, Ascomycota, Sordariomycetes, Thyridiales, Thyridiaceae. The transcript is spliced from 2 exons. The record is from RefSeq and is a predicted model, not a curated record. Gene Ontology annotation, molecular function: oxidoreductase activity.